Nycticebus coucang (slow loris) is the source of this 6369-nucleotide messenger RNA. It is a transcript of the gene SHB, whose product is annotated as SH2 domain containing adaptor protein B. Gene Ontology annotation, molecular function: phosphotyrosine residue binding. The coding region runs from base 444 to 1817 and encodes 457 amino acids. The transcript is spliced from 6 exons. The record is from RefSeq and is a predicted model, not a curated record. Lineage: Eukaryota; Metazoa; Chordata; Mammalia; Primates; Lorisidae.
CAGGAAGGGAGAAGGAGAACAGAGGACACCAAGUUCCCGCAGCAAUCGUGAAUCUCGGCAAAGAGGAGGCUGUGGCUCCGACGGUGCAGGAGUGUGCUCCACGGUGGAGCUUGCGGCCAGAGCGUCCGCGGCUAGGGGCGCUCGGACCUUCUGCUCUCCGCGGGGCGGUGGCCCAGGACCCCAUGAGACGCGCCUACGAAGGGCCAGAGAUCCGAAGCCCGGGAGGCGCGCAGCGGAGGCGGAGGGCGGUGCUGCAGCUGCAGGAUCCGGAGAGCGGCCGGCAGGAGGCGGCGGCGAGAACUUGAACUUGGCGUCGGGAGCAGGCGCCCCGAACGCCCCCGCCGGGGCCGGGGCGCCGAGGGACCUGGGUGGCAGCUCUGCCCCCCGAAUGGCCGCGGCGGCGGACCAGGUUCCCGCGCCGCGGCCCUAGGCGGCCUCUCGCAAUGGCCAAGUGGCUGAACAAGUACUUCAGUUUGGGCAACAGCAAGACCAAGAGCCCCCCGCAGCCGCCGCGGCCCGACUACCGCGAGCAGCGGCGCCGGGGCGAGAGGCCCUCGCAGCCCCCACAGGCCGUGCCGCAGGCCUCCUCGGCCGCCUCGGCGUCCUGCGGUCCGGCUGCUGCCUCCUGUUUCUCGGCCUCUUCGGGCUCGCUGCCCGACGACAGCGGCAGUACCAGCGACCUCAUCCGCGCCUACCGCGCGCAGAAGGAGCGCGACUUCGAAGAUCCCUACAACGGGCCUGGCUCGUCGCUGCGCAAACUGCGCGCCAUGUGCCGCCUGGACUACUGCGGCGGCGGCGGGGAGCCGGGCGGGGGCCAGCGUGCCUUCUCGGCCUCGUCCGCGUCGGGCGCCGCCGGCUGCUGCUGUGCCUCUUCGGGGGCGGGUGCCGCUGCGUCCUCGUCCUCGUCCUCCGGCUCUCCCCACCUCUACCGCAGCAGCAGCGAGCGGCGGCCUGCCACGCCAGCCGAGGUGCGCUACAUCUCCCCCAAGCAUCGCCUUAUCAAAGUGGAGAGCGCUGUUGGCAGCGGUGCUGGGGACCCCUCGGGGGGCGCCUGCUCAGGGGGUCGCACCUGGAGCCCGACGGCCUGCGGAGGCAAGAAACUGCUCAACAAGUGCGCACCCUCGGCCGCAGAGGAGAGCUGUGUUGGCAAGAAGGACAAGGUGACCAUAGCUGAUGACUAUUCAGACCCCUUUGAUGCCAAGAAUGACCUCAAGAACAAAGGAGGAAAGGGGGAGAGUGCUGGCUACAUGGAGCCCUAUGAGGCCCAGAGGAUCAUGGCAGAAUUUCAGAGGCAGGAAAGUGUCCGGUCGCAGCAUAAAGGUAUCCAGUUAUACGACACCCCUUACGAACCUGAAGGCCAAAGUGUCGACUCGGACUCUGAGAACGCCGUCAGCCCCCGACUGCGGGAGAGCAAGCUGCCCCAGGACGAUGACAGGCCCGCUGAUGAGUACGACCAGCCGUGGGAGUGGAACCGGGUCACCAUCCCAGCCCUGGCAGCCCAGUUUAACGGCACCGAGAAGCGGCAGUCAUCCCCCUCGCCUUCACGGGAUCGGCGGCGCCAACUUCGUGCUCCUGGUGGGGGCUUCAAGCCCAUCAAACAUGGGAGCCCUGAGUUCUGUGGGAUCCUGGGAGAAAGAGUGGAUCCUGCCGUCCCCCUGGAGAAGCAGAUAUGGUAUCAUGGAGCCAUCAGCAGAGGAGACGCUGAGAACCUGCUGCGACUCUGCAAGGAGUGUAGCUACCUUGUCCGGAACAGCCAGACCAGCAAGCACGACUACUCCCUCUCCCUGAACAGGGAGCUGUGGACAGUUUUGAGCUGAGGAAUAGUUUUCUCUCGACAUCUGGCUCAAGAGAGCAGCUCCCCAAGCACCUUUCAGGCUAAGGUAAGCCAGGAAUCCCUACUGUAUCUGACUGGGUCCUAUAUGUCAGUCCCAAAGGGCAAUUUCCGUCCUCAUAAAUAUUAUAUGCAAGUAUUUUUAAGUCAUUUCUUCAUGAAAAGAAGCGAUUUAACAUAACUAUUACCCAGGAUUCUUCAUGAAAUAUGCAUCAAGCAAUUAGGUCUAAAAGCAAGAGGUGAGGCCUUGCACCCUGCUCCACGGCCGGCAGCUGCGGGCUGAGUAAUGUUUUAUUAAAGCCCGUGAUUAUGAGGCGAGGUGGGGCCUGUUAUUAGGCCUGGCGCGCCAGGCACAUUUGAUAGUCCUGAUGAUGAGGAGGUGCUUUUUGUGAUGAUAAUGAGCAAUCUGAACACCCAUGACAGCUUCAGCACCCCUGGCCUCCGCCAGCCUUACAAGACUCAUUAGAUAGGUCACCCACCCAAGACACCGCUCACUGUGACUUUGCUCUUACAUGAUGUCCUAUCAAAGCAGAUGGAGCUAGCUGAUGGAAAAGGGAGAGACGGACAGGGAGGCCACCCUGGCAGGACGCGUCCUCUUGAGCUCCCCGGGGUGAUGCACCCCAGAAUGAGGGAGCCUGUGCUACCCAGGGUGGGGUGGCCCUGAGCUGGGCUCACCUGCCAUGCUGUGCACCUCAUCCAGGGCGGUGAGCCUUCUGGCCUUGGUUUUCCCCAGGGUGGGUGUCCCAAGGGAUUAAGAGAAGAUUACCCCAGGCUGCUUUCGGCUCUGAGCUGCACCCCCCUGUGCAUACUCCUUAUCUGCUGAAGCCUCUGUUCCCCACAGAGGUUUUCUUUUUCUCCCUUCUCAUGCUGGCAUCUCCUUUCACACAGAGGUAGGAGGCACUGAAGCUACCCCCGGCACCAUUUUUAAAUCUUCACCUAUUGUUUGGUGACAUCUCACUCCUGGGGACCUUGUAGCCAAUCAGAACAUACUGUUACACACAUGUCCCAGGAGUGUGUUCAGACAAGGUAUAUCACCAGACCUUUGUGGUGGUCAAGGAUUGGCGGAUAGUCUCUCUGGCCCCUUGUGGUGGCCUUGUUCCUGGCCCCUUGGAGGGCCCCUUGUACAUGUGCUGAAUGUGGCCUUCAAGUCCAGCCCCUCCGCUGUUUCUGACUGCCAUCACUCCUGUGCUGUGGGCACUGUUGAGGACAGAGGCUCACUAUGGGGUCCACACUUGCUCAGGGUCCGAUACCUCUCACCUGCCACCCUGCCUGGCCUUACAGGGAGUGUUCAGAGUUGAGUGGGACCCUCUCUUGGAUGUGGGAGUGCUGAGGUCAGGAGCACCACUCUGGGCACCUAUUGCUACUGGUUGCUAUGUGACGUUGGGCCAGUUACCUCCCCUAUCUGUACCUCAUGCUCAAGGACACUGGGCCUGGCACACAGGAAGUGCCCUGGAAGCCCUGCCCCCACAGGCAGUCCUGGCUGAUGCCCCAGUGAGAACAGGACUGGGGAUAGUGGCAUCAGUGGAGGGAGGAUGUGAAGCUGCCUCCAGACCCCUUUCUACAGGAAGCCCUCGGGGGUAGGCAGCAGAUUAUAUGUGAGGAAUCCAGGAUUCAGGGCUAGGAGCCAUCAGAGGCCAUCUAGUUAGCCUCCCUGGGAUCCAGUGGGAAGAGGGACAGAGCAAGGCACAAGGAUGAGUUGAGGGCCAAGGAAUCAAAGGGUGCAUGCAGUGCCUGAGGCCAGGAGGCUUAGCGUGUGGCCACACUCUGGGCAUUCAUGGGACCCUGGUGCCAGUCCCAGCUCCACCUGGUCUCUGAGCUUGGUGAGCAGACUGCUCCUUCGGCACAGCCUGGUUCAGGAUGGUAAGCUAAUGGGUGAAGUGGAAGUGUGUUCGUGGAGUAACUCUCAGGCCCAGGGAGUCAGGAGGGCUUCGCGGAGGUGUUUGCCCGCCGCCCUCCUUGCUGUCUGUCAGCAGGCAAGGUGGAGCUGUGAGACUAGGGCGGCUUGGCUCCUCCCGCCUGCUCUGUCAGAGCACCGCCACCUUCACUGCCCUCGUCCCUUGCUGGAUGGGUGGUAAAAGAACAAACCAAUGUGAAAAUGUCAUACUAUCCCUUAUUACUCGCUUUCCUCAGCUUUUGAAUGUGAAAUCGCUGGCCUGUGCUUUGUACCCACAGAGCCAUGGCAGUCACACGCAGCCUGCCUACAGCUGUGACCGUCUCAUGCUCCUCCGCUUUGUGACCCAGCCAUAGAUGCGUGCGAAUCACAACGCCUGGUGGUCUGGCUCCCACAACAUCACCCCACUUAGCACACACGGGGGCAAACAACAUGCCGAAGGUCACACCCCCCUCCCUGCCUGGGCAUCACUUGACUUCUGAGUCCACACGCCCCCCUUUUCCAGGCCCCGCUGAGCACACGGCCUCGGAGAGCUUAGAGCUUUUUAACUCUCUCUGCUGUUCACUGCUUCAUUUAAGGUCCUUUCCAAGCUGGCGCGGAGUCCUGGUCUCUUCGGUGUGGUGCGUGGGUGAGUCUUCGCUGUCACGGGCUUGUGCGUUUCUAACACACACCACUUCCUUCCCACCGGCUGAAGCAUGCGCGCCUCCUGCCGCUUAGCCGUGUUGCGGCAAUUCUCCAGUGAAGUGACCCUUCACUGAGGAGCAGAGCUUGCCACAGGCUCUGUGAUUAGAACAUUUCCAGCCUUUAAAAAUCUUGAUUUCAAUUCUUUACAGCAAUUAUUCUCUCUUGAAAUGUAAUUGCUCUCCCAAUGGUUUCCGUUAAGACGAGGGUGACGUCUCUAAGCAUAUUAUUACAAGCAGAUGAAUUGCUCAGUGCCCGCACUUUAUUAAGCAUUCGUUCUGCCCAUUUGAAAAUGGUCUAGGAGCCCAGAUUCAGGUAUUUAUAAUAGAAUGGGUGCCAGUGGGCCCGGGGAGCCUAGUCCUGACUGGCAGAGGUGUGUCUAAGCCCUCUGGGGAACAGCAGAAGCCAGAAGAGGGGUUUGGGCAGAAAGGCCACUCUGCGUCCACGCAGAGUCUGGGUGGGGUUGGGAAGGGACCACCAGGAGGAUGGUGGCACGAGGUUAGUCAGAAACACCAGCUUUCUAAGUGGCAGACCCUUGGUCAAUUGGACUGUGCUUUGGAAAUGCUAGCGGGGUGUCCAACCUGUGGCUGUGUGCUGCAUACUGAUUAUCUGAGGACUGGUUUGCUUGUCAGUGGUGUCAGAUAUCACAAAAAGUAUGCACAGACCUUUUUUUUUUGUUCAGCAGCUUUCUUUAGUGUUUGUGUAUUUACUUUGUGUCCCAAGACAACUCUUAGCUUUCCAAUGUGCGGCAGAGAAGAAAAAAGGUUGGAUGCCCCCACCUAAAGCAUCUGUAGAUGUGGUGGCAGAAUCAUAGUGGAAAAUCAUAAAAGGCCAGUCUCGGGGCCAAGUGGGCAGGUAAAGAGCCGCAGGACAAAGAAAAGACUGAUGGAGGAGUGAGUGACCCAUUUAGAGCUCUGGGCAAGAACUGGGAGAGGUCUGCUGGGGCCAAGCAAAUACUGGUGGGAGAAACAUGGUGUCCACUGUCUAUAAGCUGAUGCAGGGCAGGCUGCAAGGGCUGUGGGGCACACGGGCCCUGCUGUGAUCUCAGGGAUGCACCCAUUGCCCUCCCUUGCAGACGCUGCAUGUGGUUCACUCCUCAACAUGUCUGAAGCCAGGGGUGGUGGGCAGACUGGGCUCUGCUCCAUGGCACUCCUGGAAAGGCCUGAGUAUCUGUGGUACAGUCAGGUGAAGGAAGGAGCUCUGCCCAGCAGACGAAGCAUAGGCUAGGCCUUGGGGAAUGUGGGGUUUACUGAGAGAGAAGAAGGCAGAUGGGGAUACCAUCCAGGGGCAGGCUGGGAAAGAGUACACUUCUGCCCACAUUCCAUUGGCUAAAACUAGUCACAUGGGUGCAGGGGAGGCUGGGAGACGUAGUUCCUCACUGGGUGGCCCCUUCCCAGUGAAUUUCCUACUCCCCCACCACCCUGUUUCUUCAUCUGUUCAUUGAGGGUGAUGUCCCCCUUGCUGGCCCCUUUGUCUUGGCACUGGGGACAUGACACACUUUGCACCUUCCCAACAAGGCUUAAACAAUUAUCCUGUAACAGGAUAAUUGAAGAGGGGAAGAGGGGUUAAGUUUUGUUUUGCUUUGUUUUUUUCCCUGAAGAAGCCCUAGGAAGCUUUGUGAGAAGACUCGUCUACGGCAAUGGCUGCUGCUGGCUCCUGGUUGGAUGCUGGAAUUGGGCGUGCUCACGGGUGCAGCUGCAUUUCAGCUGGGCCUGGGUCCUGGCUUGGAGAGGUGCAUCUCACAGUUCCUUAGAGGCCAGGAUCCCUUCUGUCCCAGCAGCUGGGGAGUCUUGUCCCCUGGCACACCUGGUGCUAGAGGGAUAGUUAAGAAGGGAAUGAGUAUGAACACAGGACACACCUUGCUCAGAGCAGGCUCUAGUGCCUUUCUGACAAAGUGCUUCCUGCUCCCAGGCCCAGCAACACGCAGCCUUAGCCUUCACUGUUCUGCAUAUCCUAACAACCUCUG